CUUUCGCUUGGAUUCUGGUUGUCAGUCAGUCUCUCUUCCCCUGUUUUCUAUUGCCAGCGCCAAGAAACAGAGGAGAAGAGCAUGGCCACCACACUUACGCUUCUUAAACUACCCGUUCUUGCAAGAAAGUCCUCCUAUAUUCACUCUAAACUACCCGCUCUGCCCAGACCAUCAAAGCUAGUUCUUUCUAAGAAUGACACCACUGAUGACUCGAACAAAUUCUUGGUCUUCAAUGGAAGUAUCAAACAUUUAUUAAGUUCAGCUUCUCUUCCCAUUACAGCAUUCUCAUUACCCUUGUUUUUAGAUGCCAAGGAUGCACUUGCUGUUGAUGGGGAUUUUGGGAUAUUGGAAGGGAGGACAUUUGCAUUGAUACACCCGGCUGUUAUGGGGUUUUUGUUCUGUUAUACAUUGUGGGCUGGCUAUUUGGGUUGGCAAUGGAGACGUGUCAGGACUGUUCAGGAUGAGAUCAAUGAGAUGAAGAAGCAAAUCAAACCUGCAGCUGUUACUCCUGAUGGGAAUCCGGUGGAGUCGCCGCCUUCUCCUGUUGAACUUAAGAUCAAACAACUCACUGAGGAGAGGAAGGAGCUGAUAAAAGGAUCAUAUAGGGAGAAGCACUUCAAUGCAGGAUCGUUACUGCUAGCAUUCGGAGUGUUUGAAUCCGUUGGUGGAGGACUCAACACUUGGUUGAGAACCGGCAAAUUGUUUCCUGGACCUCAUUUGUUUGCUGGAGCAGCCAUUACAGUUCUAUGGGCAUCAGCUGCUGCAUUAGUGCCUGCAAUGCAGAAAGGGAAUGAAACCGCAAGAAGUCUUCACAUCGCCUUGAAUACAUUAAACGUUCUGCUUUUUGUAUGGCAGAUCCCCACAGGGCUCGACAUUGUUCUCAAAGUCUUCGAAUUUACUAAAUGGCCUUGAACUCCCUCCCUCAGAUCUCACUAGCAACUUCAAAUUUUCUUUUACUAGUGCUGUUCCCAUGUCAAUUGUUCAUAGCCUUGUGCAGAAAAAAGAUAUUAAUGUCUUAAAGAGAAUUAAGUAUGUUGUAUCUUCUUUAAUUCAUUAGAGAACAAAUUUAAGUAA
Molecule: messenger RNA, 1074 nt
Organism: Mercurialis annua (annual mercury)
Lineage: Eukaryota; Viridiplantae; Streptophyta; Magnoliopsida; Malpighiales; Euphorbiaceae
Exons: 4
Coding region: 82-912 (276 amino acids)
Cellular component (GO): chloroplast thylakoid
Source: RefSeq, a predicted model, not a curated record